AUGGGUGUCAAGCACCCUCAACUCUCCACCGAGUUUAAACUCGAGUCACGCGGCAUCACAAAGUAUUACGUGUUCCAGUGUUCUCCCGCAUGGCGCGGCUUGUUCUGGUGGUUCUUGAAAGUGGCAAGCGGCCGUUCCUCGCCAGAUAAGGGAGGUGCUCUGUGCAACACCCUUGUGCAGAAGUAUUACGUGUUCCAGUGUUCUCCCGCAUGGCGCGGCUUGUUCUGGUGGUUCUUGAAAGUGGCAAGCGGCCGUUCCUCGCCAGAUAAGGGAGGUGCUCUGUGCAACACCCUUGUGCAGAAGUAUUACGUGUUCCAGUGUUCUCCCGCAUGGCGCGGCUUGUUCUGGUGGUUCUUGAAAGUGGCAAGCGGCCGUUCCUCGCCAGAUAAGGGAGGUGCUCUGUGCAACACCCUUGUGCAGAAGUAUUACGUGUUCCAGUGUUCUCCCGCAUGGCGCGGCUUGUUCUGGUGGUUCUUGAAAGUGGCAAGCGGCCGUUCCUCGCCAGAUAAGGGAGGUGCUCUGUGCAACACCCUUGUGCAGAAGUAUUACGUGUUCCAGUGUUCUCCCGCAUGGCGCGGCUUGUUCUGGUGGUUCUUGAAAGUGGCAAGCGGCCGUUCCUCGCCAGAUAAGGGAGGUGCUCUGUGCAACACCCUUGUGCAGAAGUAUUACGUGUUCCAGUGUUCUCCCGCAUGGCGCGGCUUGUUCUGGUGGUUCUUGAAAGUGGCAAGCGGCCGUUCCUCGCCAGAUAAGGGAGGUGCUCUGUGCAACACCCUUGUGCAGAAGUAUUACGUGUUCCAGUGUUCUCCCGCAUGGCGCGGCUUGUUCUGGUGGUUCUUGAAAGUGGCAAGCGGCCGUUCCUCGCCAGAUAAGGGAGGUGCUCUGUGCAACACCCUUGUGCAGAAGUAUUACGUGUUCCAGUGUUCUCCCGCAUGGCGCGGCUUGUUCUGGUGGUUCUUGAAAGUGGCAAGCGGCCGUUCCUCGCCAGAUAAGGGAGGUGCUCUGUGCAACACCCUUGUGCAGAAGUAUUACGUGUUCCAGUGUUCUCCCGCAUGGCGCGGCUUGUUCUGGUGGUUCUUGAAAGUGGCAAGCGGCCGUUCCUCGCCAGAUAAGGGAGGUGCUCUGUGCAACACCCUUGUGCAGAAGUAUUACGUGUUCCAGUGUUCUCCCGCAUGGCGCGGCUUGUUCUGGUGGUUCUUGAAAGUGGCAAGCGGCCGUUCCUCGCCAGAUAAGGGAGGUGCUCUGUGCAACACCCUUGUGCAGAAGUAUUACGUGUUCCAGUGUUCUCCCGCAUGGCGCGGCUUGUUCUGGUGGUUCUUGAAAGUGGCAAGCGGCCGUUCCUCGCCAGAUAAGGGAGGUGCUCUGUGCAACACCCUUGUGCAGAAGUAUUACGUGUUCCAGUGUUCUCCCGCAUGGCGCGGCUUGUUCUGGUGGUUCUUGAAAGUGGCAAGCGGCCGUUCCUCGCCAGAUAAGGGAGGUGCUCUGUGCAACACCCUUGUGCAGAAGUAUUACGUGUUCCAGUGUUCUCCCGCAUGGCGCGGCUUGUUCUGGUGGUUCUUGAAAGUGGCAAGCGGCCGUUCCUCGCCAGAUAAGGGAGGUGCUCUGUGCAACACCCUUGUGCAGAAGUAUUACGUGUUCCAGUGUUCUCCCGCAUGGCGCGGCUUGUUCUGGUGGUUCUUGAAAGUGGCAAGCGGCCGUUCCUCGCCAGAUAAGGGAGGUGCUCUGUGCAACACCCUUGUGCAGAAGUAUUACGUGUUCCAGUGUUCUCCCGCAUGGCGCGGCUUGUUCUGGUGGUUCUUGAAAGUGGCAAGCGGCCGUUCCUCGCCAGAUAAGGGAGGUGCUCUGUGCAACACCCUUGUGCAGAAGUAUUACGUGUUCCAGUGUUCUCCCGCAUGGCGCGGCUUGUUCUGGUGGUUCUUGAAAGUGGCAAGCGGCCGUUCCUCGCCAGAUAAGGGAGGUGCUCUGUGCAACACCCUUGUGCAGAAGUAUUACGUGUUCCAGUGUUCUCCCGCAUGGCGCGGCUUGUUCUGGUGGUUCUUGAAAGUGGCAAGCGGCCGUUCCUCGCCAGAUAAGGGAGGUGCUCUGUGCAACACCCUUGUGCAGAAGUAUUACGUGUUCCAGUGUUCUCCCGCAUGGCGCGGCUUGUUCUGGUGGUUCUUGAAAGUGGCAAGCGGCCGUUCCUCGCCAGAUAAGGGAGGUGCUCUGUGCAACACCCUUGUGCAGAAGUAUUACGUGUUCCAGUGUUCUCCCGCAUGGCGCGGCUUGUUCUGGUGGUUCUUGAAAGUGGCAAGCGGCCGUUCCUCGCCAGAUAAGGGAGGUGCUCUGUGCAACACCCUUGUGCAGAAGUAUUACGUGUUCCAGUGUUCUCCCGCAUGGCGCGGCUUGUUCUGGUGGUUCUUGAAAGUGGCAAGCGGCCGUUCCUCGCCAGAUAAGGGAGGUGCUCUGUGCAACACCCUUGUGCAGAAGUAUUACGUGUUCCAGUGUUCUCCCGCAUGGCGCGGCUUGUUCUGGUGGUUCUUGAAAGUGGCAAGCGGCCAUUCCUCGCCAGAUAAAGGGUUUUGGUGUACAGAUCGAGCAAACUCUGGCGGCAAGUUGUAAAACGUGUUUCAGCAGUACGAUGCUGGGUUGCACCGAAGCGGAAUUAGCGUCUGUCUUGCAGAUAGUCGUCUUAAGGUCAUGCGUUCAAUCUCUAUUACGGUUGUAAUAUUAAUAAGACCUAAUGCUUUGCUUAAGUUCAUCUGCAUUGAUUAUAUUUUCUGUAAAAUGGCUGCAAAUACCUAAUCUGAGCGUGCGUAAGUAAGGCGCCAGAAGACGUAGCUGUAAACUGGAGAUCAACUGCCUAAAUGAAGAGAAGAUAACAAAGCUUAACUGUGAUUUAUUCAACAACUUUCGUGAAUCGAAUGAGCGAGGGCGUGCGUGCAUGGGGCAUUGAAAUACAGAAUAAGAG
Molecule: messenger RNA, 2944 nt
Organism: Radiomyces spectabilis
Lineage: Eukaryota; Fungi; Mucoromycota; Mucoromycetes; Mucorales; Radiomycetaceae
Exons: 44
Coding region: 1-2595 (864 amino acids)
Biological process (GO): heterophilic cell-cell adhesion; establishment or maintenance of epithelial cell apical/basal polarity
Cellular component (GO): protein-containing complex; plasma membrane
Source: RefSeq, a predicted model, not a curated record